UCCAUAAUAUAGGGUUUUACUUGUUUAUUCAACUAGCUUUCGCUUGGAAGCAGUAUUUCUAUAUACUCCAUGGAAUAGCGAUAACGUGCUAGUGCAAUUUUCAAAAAGCGCGCUUGUCUACUAAUCAGGCAUGUCACUGAGGCGCCUUGUUGGCUUGAACAACCAUUAUAGGCAUGGUUUGCUGUUACGCGCCAUUGCGCGUUGUUAAUCCUUAAGAGUAGCUCAACACAUCAUAGAUAAAAAGAUCUAAGCUAAAAAAUGCUGUAAAAAAAGAAUGAGUAGCGAUUAAACGUUAACUUGAAGGCUACAACUUAUACACCAGUGAUACUUGUUGAAUCUAAUGCGUGUUUUCCAGGCGAGUGGCCGGCGAAAGGGGUAUAUCCUUUUUGGGAAGAGUAAGCUAACAACGUAGCACUGUAUUCACCGGCUUAAGUUCGGAAGAAAAGACGAUAAAUAGGUUAAGAGCGAAGCUGUCGUUGCAAGCUGUCGCUACGAAAAAAUAGUCAAGGCGGACAAAUAGCACCAAAGAAGAUGCUGAAGGAGGAUGAAGAUCCGGCCAACGACAAGGCUUGUGUAGGCCCCCCUCCGAGUGACGACGAUGAGUGGGAGCUACUAAUCGAACCACUCGAACCAGUCGAUAUCGUACAUAAUAAUGGAUACGAGCAGGAUGAUGAAGUGGAAACACGAGUCCUUAAAGAGUCGCGCGUAUUCUCUGUUGCUAUGGAUAUCCCACGAAAACGCAAGAAAGAUGAUGAACGUGGUCAAUCUCUGGCCUGUGUGAAAGCACAGAUUUCGGCCAUUAACCGCUGGCAGCAGGCUGCAAAGAAGGCACUACGCAUGGAAGAUCCAUUUGGCAAGUUUCAUCUUGAGAAAUGCGAAGCUGAACGCGUACUGCGAUCUCGUUAUAAUCCUCUCAAGGACGAAUGGGUUAAGGACGAGAUACUCAUAAAGAUGGCGAAAGAGCCAUUUGGACGUGGGGCCAUGCGAGAAUGCUUUCGCCUCAAAAGGAUGCGCCCUACGCAAAUCAACCAUACAGUGUCUACGAACUACGUGGCAAAACGAUACCUCAAUCCCGUGGAUCGAUCUGUGUAUAUGGAGGAUGUUAAGCUCCAGAUGUACUCCAAAUUGUGGGGUGAAGAGUUUAAUAGGUACAAUCCACCGAAAAAAGUGGAUUUCUGCCAAAUGAGUAUGAUCGAGUUUUUGGACCGACCCGGCAAGCCCAUUUAUCAUCUUGAACAUUUUAUAGAAGGAAAGUACAUUAAGUACAAUUCCAAUUCUGGCUUCAUACAAUGCGAAAACGUUCGAUUCACACCGCAGGCGUUUUCGCAUUUCACGUUCGAAAAGUCUGGACAUGAACAAAUCGUUGUUGAUAUUCAAGGCGUUGGAGACCUUUAUACCGAUCCUCAGAUCCAUACUUGUGACGGAACCGACUUCAACGAAGGAAAUCUUGGCGUAAAAGGCAUGGCACUGUUUUUUCAGUCCCAUAUCUGCAACCCUAUCUGUGAGAGCCUGAAAUUAACACCAUUUGAUCUAGAUUUAACCGAAAAGUCAGUUUCAGAUGUGCGCAAGAUGUCUCAAGGCGGUGAGACGUGCGUGCGUCAGCUGGCAUCCUCAAACUGUGGCGUCUCUCCUGUGAAUUCUCCGACAACUAUGACUAGCUUUCUUGAGUGGCAGUACAUGAAACAGGGAGUUCGUGUGCGCACAUAUAGUUCGCCAGUUGAUUUGCAACUUGUCCGUGCUCGCACAUUAAGCUUGGGUGGGAGACGUCGCCAGGACUCCCAAAGUCAGGAUAGCAAGACACCUUCGCCACCUGCGCACCUCGAACAUCCGUUUCCCUCAACCAACAGCACCUUCGAUUCCCAAGGGUACGAGCGCUCCCUAAGUUCAGAAAGUGAAGAGGCUCUUGAUGUAGACGUGGACAUUGAUUCCGUCUUAGAUAGCCUCGGCUUCAGUGAGGAUGACGACGGCCCUCGUACAUCACGCAACAAUGGGGGACGCGUCCGCUGCGAUUCUGAGUGCAGCUUUCUGGGGGAUACCGAAAGUGAUAAGCUUGAGUUUCAACAACAAGUACAACAGAAGGCGCAACCAUCAAGUGUAGCACAUGAGAUUGAGUUUCGCAACAGGGCGUUUGAACAAUCAGGAGGCCAAUUGCCGCCCAGCAUUUUAGGACGUAUUCACAUCGAACUAGCACGGUACUACGAAAAUGGUCGGUUCAGUUCGGAGGAUGAUCCGCUUUCGUACAAUAAAGAAGCAGCUUUGUUUCAUGUUGAUAUGGCAGCGCAGUGCGGUAAUCUCGAAGGAUUAUUAACCUUAGCUAAAAUGUAUCAGGGAGUCCCCCAUGACCUCCUUGAAGAUGUGGAGCUGCCGGAAGACAAAGAGCGAGCUGCGAAGUAUCUUCGCUUAGCUGCGGCUGCUGGCGAUCGCGUGUGUAUGAUAGAACUGGCAAAGAACCUUGAUGAGGAAAAGAAUUGGUGCGAGGCUGUCGAAUGGUAUCAACUGGCGGUGCAGUCAGCUGAAUUUGACGAAGGUGGGGAGUUCGAUUGCCAGAGCAUGCAAGAACCCGCCUAUAUAUUGAUGGCCCGUCUCGCCAGUAUAUACGCGGUCGGAGGAAACGGUUUGAAGCAGGAUAAAGAAAGAGCUUACGAACUGUACCAGAAUGCCGCUGAGGCGGCCAUGGCAGCCACAAAAGGACGACUGGCUAACAAAUACUACGAACUCGCGGAGAGCCUUUAAAAAGCUGUACGAAAAAUUCAGAUCUUGGCAAAUCCAGUGUGCGCCUACGACUACCGCAUAUAGAAGCGAAUAUAAUUUGUUUUUAAGAAUAUUGCACGUUGUCAUUAAGAGCAGGGUCUCCGAUUCUAGGACUAAGCCACAAGAACCUGUUCGAAUAUGGAUAAAUCCAGAGGUUCCAAUAACCUCUUCUGAUGAGAGCCGAUUUUAAACAACAAAUAAUAAGUACCGUAUACGAUGAGUAUAACAAAAGGUGAUCGAAGUCAGAUGAAAGAUCUAUUAUGUAAUCAGCGAGGUCUUUUCUCAGUGUGCUGCGUGCAAUUUUCCAUCAUAAAAGUUCAAAACAUCAAUAUUCAGCAUACAAAAAUAAAAAAAACGCAAACAUGGUAUGCAAGAUGCCCCAACGCUAAAAAUCCAACCAGUCUAUAUAACCUGUGUAAUUAUUUAUUUAUUCCCAUAACUAGCGGAAAAUAAAUUGCUUCCUCACUGGCCGAAUGCUAUUUACGUACACCCAUUUCCCCACUAAAAUUGACCGCUUACUUCUUGAUAAGAAUCAACCAAGGGUACUACUGAUGACGGGCUGAAAAGUAGUGAUGAAGACGAAGACAGCGAUAAUGGUUGUAAUAACGUGCAUCAGUAUAAUUUUCUAACGUCAGUCAACAACGGUUGAUACUAUUACGUUUUGUCACCGACAACUUCUAUACGAGUUGCAACUUUCAAUACAAUGGGUUGACAAAUGCUUCACACAUACGCCCUGAGUUGGAAUUUGGUAGUCAAAUGAUAAAACCAAUUACCAAUGGGAAGCCAUUAACAAUGAUUGCCGAAUACACGUGAUUUUUUUGGUUUUUGGUUGUCAUGCCGACUUGUCGCUGGUCCUUCUUAUAUACGCUCCCCUUCAAUUUAGUAUGAUUAGAAUACUUUUUUUCGUCAUACUCUGAUGCGACGUCUACUUAAUUCAGUAUAUAUCCAAAUAGAACCUAACAGAAUCACAAUUACAUCGAUGUUCAACCGACGAAUGAAGGUGUCUGACAUUUGCUGUUGCUGUAUGUCAUGCUACUUUAGCUCUUAUAUAUAGUCAGGGCGUAUAUUAGCCUUAGCCAUAACCAACGUCAGUAAAACAGUUCUAAUAACGUUAAUAAUUUUGACCCUUUAACCUGAAAGUUUGUUGUCCUAUUGAUGUUGCAUGUUGCACUGUUGUACCUAGUACCUACCAAGACGAUGUUAUUGUACCUGUGUAUUUUCGCUCACCCUUAAUUCACAAACACAAAAAACAGACAUGAAUAGAAGACUGUCAGCUCAACAAUAAUAAUAAUACAUCACAACAAGAAAUCUAUGACCAAAUGAUAAAAAUUUAAAACGGUAAUUUCGAAGAUGGCUCUUGCUUUGCUAUAAAAACGAAAUAAGAACUGCUAAGAAUCGGAUAAGUUCGCUCCAUUAAUGGAAAAAAAUCCGCCUUAACCUGUGUGAUGAAAAAGGCGCUUUGAGAAAAUACACAACCUCUUUAUAUGUAGUAAUUCGUAACAACAAUUCCAGGCAUCUAACUAUUGUCUGAUCUCAUUAAACGCACCUUUGCUACGAGAUUCGUAUGCUCUAGUCUGAUUUAGAUAUGGACAAAUUAGAGCCAGAUAUCCGCUAAGGUCCUCGAUCGCGCGACACAACAAUCGCGUUGUCUUAAUAUGAAUUUUAAUUCUAUCUAUAUGAAAUAAAAAAUUCAUGAUAUGGUAAAAAUGUUUCAUUAGCGACUGUUUAAGAUAUUCAAUCCCGCAAUGCAGUUACAACAAAUGAAAAUCAGCCCACCUAACAAUAUUGGUUUUAUAUAAGUCUUGAUAUUCAAGGUUGUUACGACUCUUGCAUGUUGAAAUACAUAUUGCUCCGACUUAGUACUUGUAUUCUUAUUCAGCAAAACAAUUUUUAAAUCAUAUUGUGUGUACGCACUUUCUCUGUAUGAGUUUGCCGCAAGUGUGUGUUUCAAAAGAAUUUAUGACCGCAUUAGUUAUUAAAAGAACGUAUAAAAGAAUAAAAAAUGUUUUAAAAUUAUUUCUAUGAUAGUGGUAAUGAUAAUAUGUAGGUUUUUCGUAAGGCCUUUUGGACUAUUACUCUGCAGAUUUCACAAAAUUACGUUUUUGGCAAACAAAAUAAAGAAACUGAAGAGCGGAGACGUAAAAACCUAGCGAUCACGUGACAAUGUUUCAGAACGAAAUUGAAGACUGAAACAGAACGGUUUGGAGAGUGUUGUUGAAAUUUAUACUUCUACAUAUACACUGCGUAGCUCCGAAAAAUACAAAGAAAUUUAAAAUUGCAGACAAAUUUAUCUGAAUAAUACUACGGAAAACCACACUACUAGACAACAAUCACGCACUUCUUUCUGUAAAAAAAUUGAACCAGCGAUAUCUGUUUAAUAGAGACUACGACGUACAAAAAACUGCUUUCAAAGCACUCAUAAAGCGCUUGUCGCCGACCGCUUGGACCAUGCCGAUUCGAACUUUCACUUACAAUUAUACAAAUAUCUUCACUAUAAUACAUAUCCAAAACACUCGCAAAAAUUUAUGGAGCAGGUGGCCACUGCACCUCGUUUUUUUUUUGCUAACUGAUUACAACCCAAACCGCAAGGGAAGACCAAAGAAAUUGACGAACCUUUCAUGCAAAUGGAUAACGAAUAAGUGCGCGAAGAUUAUGGUGAAUCAUUUCCAAGAAUGUAACGAGUUAUUCAGCGCUUUAAAAUAAGAAAGCACUUUAUAGAUUAUCAAAUAAAUAGAUUACUGUCUAGUUGAAACAGCUCAAGAUGGAACGUGGUAAGGACAGACAUGCGUCUCUCACAAGCAUUUGUGGCGUUAAAAAUUCUCAUCAGAGGAUACAUAUAAAGCAAAGCUGAAAUAAAUUUACAAUUCUGCGCGGACACAGACCUUAAAAUUCACUUUUAAGGUAGAUUUUGACUAUUUCGAGAUUACUUUUGUGCAGAAUUGCAAGCUCGAACAGUUCUUGUUUUGUAUAUUGAGCUGAUAUUUUAAGCAAAUCAACAGCUUAUUCUACUAAGAACAUUUCGCUUUUCUUUAGCAGACCGGCAAUUAGAUCACUUAACUUCGACUGAAUUAGACACUAAUAUUGCCAUUAUUAGUCAUUCUUUUUUCAAAUAAAUAAUAUAUAAUGCUCGCUUGCUCGAAAAAUCUAUCUACUCGGCCAAUCAUUGAAACUGGUCUGAAAUUACAAAGGUAGUCAAAUACUUCUCGCAGCUAGUGUAUAUAUAAUUUAUGAUAUAUUAUACAAGGAUAUAUAUAUGUAUUUAUGCUGCUACACAUUUUUAACCUCGCGUGAUAUAUUGAUAUUUAAGUAGUGAACUGGUAAUGUCAUAAGACGACACUUAGCAGAUGUGACAUAUGAACGUCAUAGACGGCAUACUAAAUAAUAGGUCGGACUCUCGUCUACCAGCCAUUCCCCUAAAUGAAUACUAUUUAUGGUGAAACAAUUUUGAAAAAUACGCAUAUACAUAUAUUCUUACAAUUUUUACCUCAAUAAAGCGCUGGGGCGCAGUUAUUCAGAGGCUGCCAACAUAAACAUAGUUUUGAUUUUUCAUGAGCAAAUUAUUUUAGUAUUUAUUUAGUUGUACUGAAUACUAUUGAUUUUACAAUAGAACAUCUGACAGCACUAAAAUAAAAGAUCAUUAUUAACAGGAAAAUUGUGCAGAUUGAAAGGUGGUGCAGUAUUAUGCGAUUAAGCUGUGACCUAACUUGCCAAAAAUCGGCACAAGAACUUAAAAAAUUUUGAAAAAAAAA
This is a messenger RNA of Varroa destructor (honeybee mite), 6500 nucleotides long. Its product is annotated as eukaryotic elongation factor 2 kinase-like. The record is from RefSeq and is a predicted model, not a curated record. Gene Ontology annotation, molecular function: protein binding; elongation factor-2 kinase activity; ATP binding. Gene Ontology annotation, biological process: myosin II filament disassembly; protein phosphorylation; response to differentiation-inducing factor 1. NCBI's taxonomy places the organism in Eukaryota, Metazoa, Arthropoda, Arachnida, Mesostigmata, Varroidae.